GGCGGGGACAAGAGUCACGUCAAGUGGUCGCCGCCGUAUCUGGAGUGCGAGGACGGGAGUUACAGACCCGGGUGGCUGGUCACUCUUUCCGCCGCCUUCUACGGGUUGCAGCCUAAUCUGGUCCCCGAAUUCAGGGGAGUCAUGAAAGUUGAUAUAAAUCUUCAGAAAGUGGACAUUGACCAAUGUUCAAGUGAUGGCUGGUUUUCAGGAACUCACAAAUGCCACCUUAACAGUUCAGAGUGCAUGCCGAUUAAAGGCCUGGGGUUUGUCCUGGGAGCCUACGAGUGCAUCUGCAAGGCGGGCUUCUAUCACCCUCGGGUCUUGGUGAACAACUUUCACAGAAGGGGUCCAGAUCGCCAGUCUUCAGGAAGCAUAAAAGGGGUGUCAGAAGAAACCCAUGUCUGCCUACCCUGCAGAGAAGGCUGUCCCUACUGUGCUGAUGACCGCCCGUGCUCUGUCCAGGAGGAUAGGUACUUACGACUGGCCAUCAUCUCCUUCCAAGCCCUGUGUAUGCUGCUGGACUUCAUCAGCAUGCUGAUGGUCUAUCACUUUCGCAAAGCAAAGAGCAUCAGGGCAUCUGGCCUUAUCCUGCUGGAAACAAUCCUUUUUGGGUGUCUGCUACUAUACUUUCCUGUUGUUAUUUUGUACUUUGAGCCGAGUACGUUUCGCUGUGUUCUGCUAAGAUGGGUCCGCCUUCUCGGCUUUGCCACUGUGUAUGGAACUGUCACUCUGAAGCUUCACAGGGUUUUGAAGGUGUUUCUUUCACGAACAGCACAACGAAUUCCAUAUAUGACUGGUGGCCGGGUCAUGAGGAUGCUAGCAGUCAUACUCUUGGUAGUGUUUUGGUUUCUCGUUGGCUGGACUUCGUCUGUGUGCCAGAAUUUGGAGAGACAAAUUUCACUUAUUGGCCAGGGGCAAACAUCUGAUCACCUUAUCUUCAAUAUGUGCCGCAUUGACCGCUGGGAUUACAUGACAGCUGUUGCUGAAUUUUUAUUUCUCUUGUGGGGCGUUUACCUCUGCUACGCAGUGCGGACCGUGCCGUCGGCGUUUCACGAGCCCCGCUACAUGGCCGUUGCGGUUCACAACGAGCUCAUUAUCUCUGCUGUUUUCCACACUAUCAGGUUUGUUCUCGCCUCAAGACUUCAGUCUGACUGGAUGCUCAUGCUCUAUUUUGCACAUACUCACUUGACUGUAACAGUCACCGCCGGGCUGCUUUUGAUUCCAAAGUUUUCACAUUCAAGCAAUAAUCCGCGAGAUGAUAUUGCUACAGAGGCUUACGAAGACGAGCUAGACAUGGGCCGGUCUGGGUCCUACCUGAACAGCAGUAUCAACUCAGCCUGGAGUGAGCACAGUCUGGAUCCAGAGGACAUUCGGGAUGAGCUGAAGAAACUCUAUGCCCAGUUAGAAAUAUACAAAAGGAAGAAGAUGAUCACGAACAAUCCCCACCUCCAGAAAAAGCGCUGCUCCAAGAAGGGCUUGGGCCGCUCCAUCAUGAGGCGCAUUACUGAGAUCCCAGAGACCGUCAGCAGGCAGUGCUCCAAAGAGGACAAGGACCUUGCAGACCACAGCACGGCCAAAAGCACAGUGCUCGGCAGGAAGAACCCUCCAGAGCCUUCGGGCCACACUGGGAGGCCUAAGGAAGAAUCCCUGAAAAGCAGAGUCUUCUCACUCAAGAAGUCCCACAGUACUUACGACCAUGUGAGAGACCAAAUGGAAGAGUCCGGUAGCCUCCCAACAGAAAGCCAAGAGGAGGAGGCCACUGAAAAUUCCACACUGGAAUCGCUGUCCAGUAAAAAACUGAUGCAAAAGCUUAAAGAGGACAAUGAGGCUGAGUCUACGGAGUCAGUGCCUUUAGUGUGUAAGUCGGCAAGCGCUCACAACCUCAGCUCCGAGAAGAAGCCUGCGCACCCACGAACGUCCAUGUUGCAAAAGUCUCUCAGUGUCAUAGCAAGUGCCAAGGAGAAGACUCUCGGAUUAGCUGGGAAAACCCAGACCUCCAGUGCAGAAGAACGUGCUAAACCCCAGAAACCUUUGCCAAAAGCUAAAGAGACUCACAGAAAACACCCAAAUUCAGACAACACGGAGACAAAAGAUUCUGCACCCCAAAACUCCAAUCACAUGGAGGAGCCAAGGAAGCCUCAGAAAUCUGGGAUCAUGAAACAACAAAGGGUCAACCCCGUCACUGCCAACUCUGAGCUGAGCCCAGUUACCACCCAGGUGAAGGACAGCUUCGACAUUGGGGAAGUGUGCCCUUGGGAGGUUUACGGCCUGGCGCCUGGUCCUGUGCCUUCAGAAUCAAAAUCUCAAAAACACGUGUCUAUUGCAGCUUCUGAAAUGGAGAAAAACCCGACUUUUUCCUUAAAGGAGAAAUCUCAGCCCAAGCCUAAGGCAGCUGAAGAAUGCCAACCGUCCACUCAGAAGAGCGCAGAGAAGGCUGAAGUCUGUCCUUGGGGAGACCAAGACCAGCCCCUCUUUGAAGAUGAGAAGCGUUCAGUUCCCCGGACCCCAGUUCUGCUGGGGAGAGCCCAGGAUGAGCGUGGAGGUCCACCGUAUGCAGCUAAUGUGAGCACUGGGCAACACGAAGAACUAUCACCCAAAAUCAUAGCAUCAAAAGUAGAGAAUGAAAACCUCAGCCGAAUGGGAGGCCAGGAAGCAAAGACAUCACCUACCGCAGAGAACGUUCCUGGAUCCUACAACUCAAGUAAUAAUUUCUGGCAACCUUUAACAUCACGAGCUGAGGUGUGUCCUUGGGAGUUUGAGACCUCAGAGCAACCGAAUGCUGACAGAAGCGUAGCUUUACCUGCCUCUUUUGCUCUAAAUGCAGAAAAGGUAGCAGGGCCUCGGAAAUAAGAGCUCUGGGACACUUUUAAAGAACAGUAUCCCCAGGAAGAAAAGAAAGGAGUCCUAAAUUAAAAUUACAACAGGAAAUCUAAGAAUCAAACAGUUCCCAAGGUCUUUUGUCAUUCGAGUGAUGGGUGGCAGGUUGAAGGAAGUCAUGGGCCUAAGAAGGCCAGAGGGCCUGUGAGGGCCAUCACGGUGCAGAAGUCAGACUUUGGCCAAGAAAAGUCAGGCCCCUGGCAGCACAAGCAAAACCUUCAUAUUCCACAUGUUCAGUGGGAGUCACCCUCAGCGUUUGCCCCCAUCAGUCUUUAUCCGCUGGACUUUGAAUAUCCAAAGAAACACAAGCCAGGAGACACAGAAGACAUGACUUUUUGCAAAGAAGAAAAAGGGACAGGUAUACAUUACAAAGUUCCAAGUAGCUGACUGAAAAGAACUUACCUUGCCUAUUUAACCUUGAUAGCACUGCUAACUUAAUGCAUCCCAAAAAUAUCUUUUAUAUUGAUGAUUGCCCUCAUUUUCUUAUAUGUUUUAGUAUAUUGUUGUGUCUCAUACCCAAGCAUUCCAGAUUGUAUAAUUUUUGCAAAUAACUUUGAUAUCAUGUGACACAACUCAUUUAUGCAAACUGUAGCUACUCAAUUGUUUUUGCAACUUACAGGAAACCUGCUAUCUAUCAACUUUAGUUGAUUCUUGAAGUACAGUAAGCUUUCUCUGGCUUAGGAAGCCAUCACUGUUAUGAUAAAAACUCUUAGUUUGGGCUGUGGUUUAUAUAUUGUGAAUUUGGAUUUGACUCUUAUUAUCUCACAUCAGAGUUUGUUGACUGUCUUAAUCAGGGUUUUUUAUACAAGUUCAGUUUCUUGUUUUGCACUUCUUGUUAGGACUCAGAGGCUAGAUUACUUCUGGAGAUCAAGUGGCCCCACUUAGUCAACAGGUUAAGGACAACUUACCCACUGUUUGUUCAAAGUAAAAGAUAGAUCAUUCCAACUGUCCCUUUUAACUCUUUCAGUAUUUUAUACUUAGCAGCAUUUCCUAAGGAGGAAGCUAAGUGUGAGAAAAAUAAACUGUACAUUAUUAUUACCACUGGAAGGGAAAGGCUCUAGGAAUGACAUGAGAAUUAUAGCACUUUUACAGAUUCAGGAAGUUUGCCUUUCAAACUGAAGACAGAGAGGUAGCUCCUAAUAGCACUUUCAAGGGACUAUUUUUUUAAAAGAGAAAAAAAUAAUGAUAGCAUCAAGAUCAUUGUAUGGAUAUAUUUUUAUUAUGCAUACUGAAAAUAUGAUAUUUUAAAUUACCUUAAACUAUUUAUCCUCAUAAACUUUUAUUCAUUGCUAGAGGUAGAAUUUGCUGGGCUCAAAUCCCAAAGAGGUUUUAUAACCUGAAAGCCUAUAAGAUGGCCUGGGUUCUUUAUUCUCCCAAGCACUGAAAAAGUUACACAUCUUGCAAAAUGCUAUUGCAAGCCACCCUGUUCAAAAUGUAAAGGGUAAGGUUUAUUUGCAAAGCAAAACAGCCCUCGAAGCAUAUCUUAUAAAAUCUAUUGUAUUCCACGCGGAACUCCAGGCAUGAAAA
This is a messenger RNA of Fukomys damarensis (Damara mole-rat), 4404 nucleotides long. It is a transcript of the gene Gpr158, whose product is annotated as G protein-coupled receptor 158. The record is from RefSeq and is a predicted model, not a curated record. Gene Ontology annotation, cellular component: membrane. Lineage: Eukaryota; Metazoa; Chordata; Mammalia; Rodentia; Bathyergidae. The annotation marks the transcript as partial. The transcript is spliced from 11 exons. Gene Ontology annotation, biological process: G protein-coupled receptor signaling pathway. Gene Ontology annotation, molecular function: G protein-coupled receptor activity.